Parnassius apollo (apollo) is the source of this 1677-nucleotide messenger RNA. The record is from the annotation of a GenBank genome assembly. Lineage: Eukaryota; Metazoa; Arthropoda; Insecta; Lepidoptera; Papilionidae.
AUGUCAUUGGAGCAUCAAAUGCCGGUAUUGAUGAAGAAGACGCAGAUGAGCGGUGACCGCGCCGGCACUGGUUCACAGUGCGGCCUGACGUCACUGCUGCCCAUGUCCUGUCGCGGACGGGCAGCAGCGUUUGCGCGAGACUUGAACUCACGCCUAAGGAAUCUCGGUGCUGCGCAAGAACAUGAGUGUGAAAAUACCUGGCUCACGCGUGACUCUACCUCAACUCACAGACCUGCAACGUCCCCACAGAGGGACUUAGAAACGUUUUACGAUUUUGAACUUGAAUGUGAGAGUCCUUCCAGUCCCGUUGAUGAAUAUGACGCCCCGUUUCCUGAGCGAUCUACCACAGAUAUCACAGAGACACCGUUUUUUGAUGUCAACUCAGAAGUGGACCUCAAAGAAAAAAGUAGGUUAACAUUAAAACAGCCAGAUAAAAACAAGAACGGUUUUAAGUUUUCUACUGCUUUUUAUACGGACACUUCACCAGUGAAACUUCAACCUGUCCCUCGAGAAAAUGGCUAUGCAGAUAAACCUCUAUAUUCACCUAUAAGUUUCGAAGGCUGUGUACGACAAAAUAGUUGGGAUGAAAUCGACUUUGCAACUCGAUCUCCAACAAUUGUUGAAUCUGCACGAUUUUUUAGUUCACCAAUUAAUAAAUUAACGGUUCCUGAUAGCGAUUCUGAAUUUGAAUCUGCAAAAAGCGAACCAUCCGAUUGUAAUGAUGAUAUUACCCUAGGUGAAAACUCUUUAGGAAAGGAUGCAACAGAGGGCGUAGAAAACUUAUCACUAACUGAUGCGGAUCUCUUUGAUGAAGAAAUCGCCAUUGAUUCAACUGACAUUAAAUCAACGUCUGCUAAUAAUAUUGAUAUAAAUGCAACCGAAAUAAUUACCAGUGAAGUUUCUGAUGAAAAAGAUGUAUCGCCUGUGCCUGAAAUCGAUCCUAAAUUAUUAAACACAGAAUGUAAAGAAGAUGAAGAAACUGAAGACGAUCGUCCACAGCGUGUUCGCAGGUGCUCUUCACUAAAGACUGGGAAAACGCCACCCGGAACGCCAGGACGUAAAAAAAUUGUUCGAUUUGCUGAUGUACUGGGACUUGAUUUAGCUGAUGUUAAAACAUUCAUGGAUGAGAUACCAGUCAUUCCAAAGUCCGCCUAUGAUGAUCUUACAGGUUGUGAUGUACAAAAUUCUCCACCAGCUAGACCUCAGCCCAAACUUGGUGCCCUAACAUUGGUUCCAUUGUUCCAACUACCUCGCGAUGUAACAGAGAAACUUGAAAAGAUGAACGUAUGCCUGGAAAGUGCACGUGUCUGCGACGGGGCUCAUGUAACGGUUUGCGGAUCAGUGCGUGUACGGAAUUUAGAUUUUCAUAAGACUGUUCACGUUCGUUACACCAUGAAUCGAUGGAAAACAUACACUGACCUACAAGCAACAUAUGUACAGGGCUCUUGUGAUGGAUAUUCAGAUCGCUUUCAAUUUGUUUUGUAUGCGCCGUGUAUAUCUUCUGGCCAGAGGUUAGAACUGGCUGUUCGUUUCCAGUGUAAAGGGCAACAAUUUUGGGACAGUAAUGAUGGAUCCAAUUAUUGCUUCGAUUGUUUAGCUUUGGGCGCAACAGCACCAAUAUCGGCAACACCAAUAGUGCUUCAUCCUACUGUGGACUGGCAUCCGUCGUUUUACUGA